AUGUUAAUGAAAUUUGAAGUUUCUGGAGAACAUCUGUUGAGAUUUAUUUUCAUUGUUAUAUGCGCGAGCAUCAUUAUAGGAGUCUCUGCAAACAAAAUAAAUAUAGUAUUUGGAUUUAUCAAUAUUAAAAAUAUAGAACCGCUAAUUUCCAUGCAAAUUAAGGAUUUAUCCAAGGAUGGGAUUCCAGUUUGGUCAUCAUUUGUAUGCUCACCAAAUAUAACAAAAUUAGAAGUAGAAUCAUUAAAAAGAGGCGAAUCGAAUGGUGAAUCAAAAGAUAAAGCGACAAUCCUAUCACCAGAACAUAUUACAAAAACUUCAACAAAUGCCUUAACAUCUGGUGAUUGGACCGAAAAACAAGAGGUUUGGCCUUGUUUUGUAUUUAAUCCAAGAAACAUCCGGUUCUUUCCUGGUGAAGUUGAUCAAAUUAUUUUAAUAGCUUAUAAUGAUAAAGAAGUUAUUAAAAGUAAUCCAAACGGUAUAUUAUUUGGUAUAUUUGAUGAAGAAAGAAAUAUGUCUAGUGUUCAACCUUUUGCUGGUCCAAUUCCUUCUGUAAACACUUUUACUUUCACAAGUAGCACAAAUACUUAUACGGAGAGAAGACCAUAUACUCUAUACGAUCUUGUUUCCUCCGUUGGUGGUCUUUUGACAUUAACUUCGGUGAUCUGGUUUUUUUUGUUUGGGAGAGGCAAAUACCGUUCAUGGGGAAUAGUCCAGCGAUAUUUGCUACAUACUUCACCAAAUGCGAUGAGAAAAGAUGAUAGCGAUCUAUUAUUACCUAUUUCUUACAAAGAUAAAGACGUAGAGCGUCAAAUGAGUAGCAACACACUUGUUGGUUCACCGAGUACAAUAACCGGAAAACCGGUCUCUUCAUCACCUCCUCCUAUAAGUGACAAUAUACACACAAAUUCAUUAUAUUAUUUCUCAGCUACAGGAACUCCAGCACAACAUGGAUUUUCUCUACCACCGUUUCAUCCAGUUUCAAGGUCAAAGAGUCUAAAUAAAAAAAUUGAUGCUAGAAUUAAUCAGAAACUUUGGUUUGUUGAACAAACCUUAAGUCGUCAUUACCUUUCUGGAUUUAGAUUACGUAAUUAUGAUGUUGAACUGAAAAAAUUGGAAACUCUUAAAAAAGGUCACACGUCUUCCAGUAUAAGUUCUUUUAAUCCAGAGGAACUCAGACCUCAAUACCCAAAUGUAACUAUACGCCAAAGUUCUCUUGAAAAGAAACCUAUGGGAAGAAAUAAAAUAAAUACUGAAUCAACUGAUAUAGGUGAUGGAUAUUCUGAUUCAUAUGUAUCUGCAUCAACACCAUCAUCAUCUCACUUACCCAAUAUUCCUGUGCAAUUACUACCUCGUAAAACAAUCACCAUUAUCACAAAGUAA
Messenger RNA from Funneliformis caledonium, 1380 nucleotides. Lineage: Eukaryota; Fungi; Glomeromycota; Glomeromycetes; Glomerales; Glomeraceae. The record is from the annotation of a GenBank genome assembly.